Patiria miniata (bat star) is the source of this 5111-nucleotide messenger RNA. Its product is annotated as cell division cycle and apoptosis regulator protein 1-like. The coding region runs from base 233 to 3766 and encodes 1177 amino acids. NCBI's taxonomy places the organism in Eukaryota, Metazoa, Echinodermata, Asteroidea, Valvatida, Asterinidae. The transcript has 20 exons. Gene Ontology annotation, cellular component: nucleus. The record is from RefSeq and is a predicted model, not a curated record. Gene Ontology annotation, biological process: regulation of DNA-templated transcription.
GCGCUUUAAUUUGCAUACCGGCUACACAAUGCAUAAUGGUCGUUCUACCUGCCUUCACGUGAAAGUGCGUCACGUUUCGAGCCAAAUUUUACACAAUUUUGAGGACAAAUCAGUUUUCUAAUCGAUCAGUCUUGCUACAGAAGAGCGCUUCGAAAUCAUAAAGAAACGUUCCGGACGUUGAGAGUGACUGCUGUCUUGCGUAUGGUUCCUUGACUGCAACAAUACGGCAAACAUGGCACAUUUUGGGCCCACAGCCCGAAAGGACCCCCCAUGGACACAGCUGGGUGCAGCCGGCAUGGGUCAUGCAGUUAUGUCUGCUCAAGGACCGGCGUUAAUCAGUAACCCGCAGGCAGCAGCCCCAGCCAGCGUUUACGGCCAGAUCGGUGGGCCAGGGGUGCCCCAGAGCAUAUCCCAGGCCAGCGCUUAUCAAAUACAGCAACAGCAACAGCAGCAACAACAACAGCAACAACAGCAGCAGCAGCAGCUGCUGGCCCAACAGCAGCAGAUUCAAGUCAACCAGAUGAAUGCACUUCAAUCGAACAUCGCCGCGCCCACCCUCGCCCAGACCUCCCAAGGCGCAGUGGGCGUGUCGGCCACCCAACUGACGGUGAGUUACCCGGCCCCCCGGUCCACCCAGGCACCCCAACCCAAGCAGCGCGUCUUCACCGGAACGGUCACCAAAAUGCACGACACGUUUGGCUUUGUGGAUGAGGACGUGUUCUUCCAGACGACUUCAGUGAAAGGCCCGAUGCCCAAAGUAAUGGAAAGAGUGUUAGUUGAAGCAACCUACAAUCCCAACAUGCCCUUCAAGUGGAACGCUACCAGGAUACAAGUAUUGCCAAGUCAGCAACAGCAGAGCGUUCCUCUCUUGAAGGCCCCGCCAGGCCAAGGCUUGAUGGGUCAGGCACCCCCGACAGUCAUGGGAAUGCAAGGCCAGGUCAGUUUGGCCCAACAUGCGCAGGGAAUGGCCCCUGUGAUAGCGCCCUCUGGACCUGGUGGACCAGGCUUACUAGCCCAUCCCCAAGGCCCACCCCUCCAAGUCCAGCGUCGCCCGGAUCCAGUCCGCGCCGACCCACUGCGCUCAUCCUACGACCAACGCGAGAGAGAACGCGAAGUGCGCAGGCGGGAGCGGGAGCAAGAACGAGAACGCGAACGGGAACGCGAACGGGAGCGCGAACGUGAACGGGAUCGGGAACGCGAACGGGAACGAGAACGGGAGAGAGAUCGGGAACGCGAGAGGAGACGUCAGGAGCGGGAGAAGUCUCCCCCAGUGCAUCAUCGCUCGUACUCCCCACGGAGAUCCCCAAAGAGGAGUCGUCGCCCAGUCCCACGCUACGUGGUGCAGAUUGCUAAACAUUCGCUGGAUGUGUACCAAUCCAAUGUGAUAGAGCUGCGUAAGCGUUACAACAACAUGUACAUCCCCAGCGAUUUCUUCCGUUCCACCUUCACCUGGCAGGACGCUUUCCCUCUCUCAAGGCCCCUGGGCAUCGGCAACAGCUGCACCUUCCACGUCAUGAGCAAAGACGUCGAGGCCCUGGACAAGAACGACACAGUCCUGGAGCCUGCAGACGCAAGCUACAAAUACUCUGCAAAGGUAAUGCUCAUGGCAUCGUCCUCCCUGGAGGACUUGUACGAGCAGUGCUGCUCUCGGCCCCAGGACGCCAGCGACGUCCGGGAAAACUUCCAACACCCGACGCGUCUCAUCAACUUCCUGGUGGGACAGAAGGGCAAGAACGAGGCCAUGGCCAUUGGGGGUCCCUGGUCCCCGUCGCUAGACGGUCCCGAUCCCGUCAACGACAGCACCGUGCUGAUCAAGACGGCUAUUCGCACCACCAAGGCACUGACGGGAGUCGACCUGAGUGAAUGCUUACACUGGUACCGCUUUCUCGACCUCCAUUACCAUCGGCCCGAGCGCAUCUCCAAGGGUCAACUGGUCCCCGCCAGUGUUGAAACUGUGGUUAUUUUCGUUCCGGAUGUAUGGCAUCUUUUACCCACCAGGGCGGAGUACGAGGGGCUGGGAGCCCGCUACAAGAAACGGCUGGAGGAGAGACUAGCGUCGCAGGAGCGCCAGCCUCCGGGCAAAUCCUCCAGCACUGGAGGGGACGGGGCCGGCGACACACAGGCACUGAGACUAGAUGACGAGGAUGGUUCUGAGUCUUCAGUGAACAUGACCCCGACACAUUAUCGUCUGCUGGACCCUAAAACAAUGAAGGUGAAUGACUUGCGGCAUGAGCUGGAAUGCCGCGGUCUCAACUCCAAGGGACUGAAGUCACAGCUCAUUGCCCGCCUGACCAAGGCGGUCAAGAUGGAGGCGGAGAAGGAAGAAGAAGAGGGGGAGGGGGGCUCAGACGGCCCCCCGGGAAUCGAGAAAGACGAGACGUCAAGGGACAAAGACACCAAAGACGAUGAGGAGAUGGAGACGGAACAACAAAAGGAGGACAAGAGAAAGCUGAGCGACGAGAAGUUACGUCGCGAUCUGGAGCGUAAGACCACUCUGCCCGACAAUCCCGUGAUCUUAGUCCACCCGUCAGCGACCGCCAAGAGUGGCAAGUUUGACUGCAAUGUGGUCUGUCUCAGCGUUCUGUUGGACUACAGGAUUGAGGACAAUAAAGAACAUUCCUUUGAGGUUUCUCUGUUUGCCGAGCUCUUUAAUGAAAUGCUGCAGAGGGAUUUUGCAUUCAACAUCUACAAGGCUCUGUACCGAGCCCCUGAGAAGAAGGAUAAGGAGAAGGACAGAAAGGACAAGGAAGAGCCCAAAGCCAAAAAACGCAAGACGACCGACGAGAAAUCCGACAAGGAGCGAGACGACCGGAAAGACCGAGAAGCAGACAAGGACGAUGAGAAGAUGGAUGAAGAUGAUGAUGCAGGCGAUGAUGAUGAAGAGGACGGGAGAAGUGAUGCAGACGAAGAUGAAGACACUGACGACAGGAAGCGAUCAGACGACAGGAAGAGAGAUUCCAAGAAGAAGUCAAGACGUCCCAAGCUGGAGACAAUAGACCCUACCCUGCUCCUGUCCUGCGUCUACUUUGAUCAGAAUCACACCAACUAUCUUGCCGAUAGAGAUGUGGAGGAAAUCAUCCACAGCAUUGGCUUGCAUCUGUCCAGAUCACAGGUGCGUAAGAUCGUUCAGAAAGUCGUCUCGCGAGAUUCUAUGUCCAGAGAGAUCUUCAGCUAUCGCAAGCUGACAGACCGAUCCAAAGAUGACAGCGAGGGCAGCAAAACCGAUCAGCAGGUCAAUGGCCUGGCCACGGAUGCAGAGUUGGCCAAGGGCAACUACGAGCUUCUGAAGGUCGACACGUCCGCCAAGACAAAGUCGGAAGACGCCGAGUCGGAGACAGGGUUGAUCACGUUCCAGGGUAGCGUCAUCGACGUCCGCAAUCUCCUGCAGAAGGUGGAGAAAAGCGACCAGGAUCGUCUGACGGCCGAACGCAAGAUUGAGGAGAUGGAAUUCAUCGUUGAAAACCUUCGUUCCAACGCUACCUCGUCCGAGGCCAACGCCCGAGGCAUGGUGGCCAACCUGGAUGACAUACGCAAGCGCCUGUACACCACGGAGAAGCAGUUCAAGGCAUCUGAGAAGCAGGCCCAAGCUUACAAGGAGACCAUCGUCUCCUCCAAGAAGUCGCUGAGUAUGGUGGCUGCUAAGCUGGACGAGGCGCUGUCGGAAAAGAAACUGGAGACGGACAAGGACAAGAUCAAGACGGAGGUCAAGAAAGAAUCGGAAACAACCAAAGAGAAAGACUCCAAACCCGUCAAAGAGGAGAAAUGAUUGUCUUAGAGAUUGUUCUUGUGAUUAUUCUUUAAACUCCUCUUGUAAUGUUUUAAAGGAAGAAAGCUGUUUGAUUAAUAACUGUUAGAAUUUUUUUGUAAAAAUAACGUCAUGAGUUGCAAUUUGAAAAAAAAAAAAGUAAUUGCGAGAUUCGGAAGCCAAGUUGAGCGUCUCUACAAUUUGUGUGCUUGUAUUUGGUAUUUGGGUGGGGGGGGGGGGGAAAUUGAUUGAAGAAUAUCCGAAAUUAAGAGAGAUUUUCCGAAUAAAUUGUACUCACAGAAUGUGUUCGAAAUGCGAUGAAAGAUUUAAACUGCAACGCACAUUGAUGGUAUACAACAUUGAUUUAGCCAUCCUCGCAUAAUUCAUAUUGUAAAAACAAAAUCUGUAAAGUUUCAGGGGGAAGAAUAACGGGCUUUCUUUUUGUAUUGACAGCUUAAUAUACAUUGCGUGUUUGUUUUAGCAUGGAUUGCAUUUUGAUCAGGUGAAAAAAACAGCAUUGACCAAAAACUUUUCAUGUCGAUUUGUACAUGUUUAUAGUACACUUUGUAGUUUUCUUUGUAGUGUGUUGAUCAUCUUAACGUGGGCCUGUAUUAGGUUCAUUUAUUCCCCUCCGGUUCUAAAAAAAAUGUUUGAGAUGCAGUUUGUACACGUAGCCCCGGAUUUUGUAUGACUGCAAUACACUUUUCAUGGGAUAUAUUACAUGUGUUUUUGACACUGAGUCUCUAUAUGGAGUAUUUCGACUGGUUGCCGUUAGGGCUUUGUAUGUGUUGUCAGUGCAGGACGUUUUGGCAUACCAACGCAGGUAUGCACUGGUUCCCAGUCUGUGUACUUGAUCAUGUUAUGUAAGGCGGUAUACCAGUUAAUCUGUUAGCAGUGCUGGAUUUUCUCAGGCUGUGUUUGAAUUAUGUGGUACGGCUUUGCAAUUACACAUACACUAUGGAAGCGGCUACAGCCUCAUUCCAUAGAUAUGUGUGUUACCGUAAGCCGCAGCCAAGUAUUCAGACGCUGAGACUUAAAAGCCAGUGACCAAGAAAAUAUACUUACUAAAACACAAUACGUUAUGUAGAUAUUAAAAUUAUAUAGAGCACGGCAUGAGUUUAAAUCACGAAUGUACUCAAUGCAACCUCCCUGGAGCACACCUAUUCUCUACGAUGGACCAGUCCAGGCAGUGUCGACCAAUCAUCAGCCGUGGCUGAUCUAAUGCGUUGCAUAUUAACUAAUUCAUUUUUUUCCUUCAAAUUUCUAUAUGUAUGUAUUUAAAAAUUGUACAUGUAGUAUAGGAAUGGAAGUGGUGAAGCAUUAUGACAUUAAAAUUUCGACCAUUUUCUUGUUCCUUUAAUGCAAA